AUGGCUGGGGGUAAUUUUGAUUUACAAACAUUACAAUGCUGGCGUUGUGAACCAAAAGACUGUCAUCGACAUUUUGAUUUUACUCAACAUCGAAUGGAAAGUUGUGAUGGAAAAUGUUGGAAAUCAUUUGAAGUUAUUGAAACAAAAACAAAAGAAGAUCGCGAAAAAGCUGAAGAAACGCCAGCACUUCGGCAAUGUUUUUCGAGUGAAGAUCUAACAAAAGCGUCGACAAUUGGUUUGAAUUCAGCGAACGGUUGUCGAGAUGUUAAAAUGCGUGAGAAAAUUAAAAAGUUUUGUUUUUGUGAUAGUAACAUGUGUGUUCGCCGUGUUACAUGGGGUUCACCGCGUCUUGGCGCCGGGUCAAAUUGUAAAAAUGAAUAUUUGAGUGAAUCAUCUAAUUCCAUGAUAGCCGCUUGA
Didymodactylos carnosus is the source of this 417-nucleotide messenger RNA. NCBI's taxonomy places the organism in Eukaryota, Metazoa, Rotifera, Eurotatoria, Philodinida, Philodinidae. The record is from the annotation of a GenBank genome assembly.